GGUGACCUAUAAAUACAGUCUCAAUGGCGGGCUCAUCGGAGCAUAUCUAGAGUUCUCAAGAAUCCGAAGAGAAAGCUGUAGAUGCAAUGUCUGGGGAUAAACCCGGGCAUGCGAUUCCUCGAUUUGGAGAGGCUGAUCUUGGAUCUAGGCUGGAGACACCUACCGGAGCCGUUGGCCAUGGAGAGGGUACAUACAACAGACUUCAGACUCUCAGAUCCUCUGCUGUCGGGGCUCUCAAGCAUUCUCUUAAGGAAACAAAUGUCCGCCUUAAAUCAGUCCUUGGUCUGGAUUUCUUGCCAGGGCCAAACGGCCUCUGCAAAAACUGUACUCAGCUAGACCUCAACAAGCUGAUUUUUUCAGAAGAACUUACCAGGGGUUUACAGCUCGGCUCGGUGUUCUCAAUCAAACGGACAGCAAGAGAUUGUGGACUGUGCUGGCUUGUGAUAAGACACAUUCAAAAGUUGAAGUUGACAUUCGACGGCCUCCCAGAUUCCAAAAUUAAAUGCACUUUGGAUGGGUACCAGUACGGCUAUCAAGCACUGAACGUGGAAGGAGAAAGAAAGCGCAUCAUAAACCAUUUUUACAUUCGCUUCAAGUCCACCCAAGAAGAUCCACCCUAUACUGAGACAACCUACCUUACGCCGUUGACGUUGCGACCAUGCUCAUAUCCUCUGCCGAAGAUCGAAGACUUUUAUGAUUCUAAAGGAACAGAUCUACACCCGAGGCCGUUUGGAGCCCGCACCAUGAGGCCCAAUUUCGAUAUUGCCCUCUUACGAACGUGGCAGGCGACAUGCAAAAAUUGCCAUAGCAGCAAAUGUGAAAGCCCUGAAUGGCUGGGCGAAAACGAGUACCCGAGAAAGCUUCGACUGAUCGACGUAAUUGACAUGUGUGUGGUUGAUGCUCCGAUAAAUUGCAGCUAUUUUGCCUUGAGUUAUGUUUGGGGGCAAGAUAAUUCCAGACAAUCGACCCUUACCAAGGCGACAAUAAAUGCAAUGGCCAAAUUUGGCGGUAUCGGGCCAAAGCAAUAUAACUUACCUAAGACCGUAUCGGAUGCCGUUCGCCUGACAAGAGAAAUCGGGGAACGGUAUCUCUGGGUUGAUGCUCUAUGUAUCAUACAGGACGAUGAAGUCGACAUGGCAUUCCAAAUCGCACAAAUGGAUGUUAUAUAUGCUCGGGCGGCUCUUACCGUCAUCGCGGGAUUUGGAGACUCCUGUGAAGCUGGUCUCCCACACAUAUAUGGAAAACGAAGAGAUGUUUCCCUUGACCACAUCCAAAUAUCAGAGAAUUUUGGGUUGGCCAUGGAGCCAUACUUUGGGCCUUUCGAGAAACCGAUCGAACCUUGUCGUUGGAAACAUCGCGGCUGGACUUAUCAAGAGCUCCUCCUGUCGAAAAGAGCUGUGCUUUUCCUCAAGGACCAGGUCUACUGGAAAUGCGAAUGUAGCUUUUGGAUGGAAGAUUUCAGUAUGGAGCCUUGUGGGCUGAACGAGCCUGAAACUUUUGUUGACCUUGAGGAUUGCUUCCAGACAUUCCAGCCUGUUGCGACUGCGAAGUUCUGCCUUGGUCAAUUCCCUCAACUGGUGUGGAAUUACUGGCAUGACAGGGAGCUGACCUAUGCUGAGGACAUCAAGAAAGCAUUUGUCGGUAUUCAGAAGAGAAUGGAGUUUGUUGGCGGACUAACUUUCCACUGGGGCCUCCCCCGGGUGACAUUUGACAAAGCUCUCGCGUGGAUUAACAGCACGUCCGCUGAGCCCCGCGAGAUAUCUUCCCGAGUUGCACUUGAUGAUGGGUGCUAUUACGAGGUCCCGAUCCCUUCGUGGAGUUGGAUGGCGUGGAGUCCUUUGCCCUGUUAUUCACCCUCAACAUGGCCAGAGAAUGAUGAAGAGCCACUUCAGCCAGAGGAAUAUCGAGUGCUGGAAUUCUACAGCGUCUCGAUAGGUGGAAAAUAUGCGCCAAUCUCAAUUAUUAGACACCUUGAUGAGCACAAAGAGGAGAAGAUGGUGAACUGGCAUGAAACUAUCAAGAACUCUAGCAAGCCGGCACCUUGCUGGAUGGAAGACAACAGCAACGUACCAUAUGUUCUGGAAAGUCAAGAUUUUCACGAUUCUGGCCACAUCGCAUUCUGGACAAGCUGCGCGCGAGUGAGAAUUGGACGUAAUGUGGUGGAGUACAUGACUGAAAAAAAAUCAGAGAAGCACAAGUAUAUUAGUGAGCCUUUCGCCGUCGUAGACAGUCAGUCCAACUGCAUCGGAUACUAUAGUAACUACGGCGGUGUGUUCUUCCCAGAGGGUGGCUUCGACCUUGACCUCAUAGUCGUCACAAGGGAUCGUUGCUCGGAUGGACAAUUGGAGUUAAUGGAUGAUCUAAGCCUUGGUGAAGAAGAUACAGGUUCGAAGGGCGACAAGUAUGAUGUCGAUGUUAUGGAAGUAGAAUGGAUCGACCAAGCCAAAGGUAUCGCGAAGAAAAGAGCCGGCGGAGGAUGGAUCUAUGAAGGAACGUGGAUGCAGCUGGAUCGAGAGUGGAAGUUUGUGACAUUGCACUAGAAUAAUAAUAAAAUCAAGGGAUUGUGCUGGUAACAAUGGUG
Molecule: messenger RNA, 2581 nt
Organism: Hyaloscypha bicolor E
Lineage: Eukaryota; Fungi; Ascomycota; Leotiomycetes; Helotiales; Hyaloscyphaceae
Product: HET-domain-containing protein
Exons: 2
Coding region: 87-2540 (817 amino acids)
Source: RefSeq, a predicted model, not a curated record